AUGCGAGAUCGCGCCAGGCGAAAGGAACGAGGGGAUGAAGUCACCGAUACGGAGGAUGAGGACGACGAAAUGGAGGAGGAAAUGGAGGAGGGUACACGAAGCAGGCCACACUCGCGUUCGGCCUCUGUCGCAAGGAGUGCCCGCUCCACUUCUUCCGCGCCGUCGACUCCACCUGCAACUUCGGCUGCAGAAAUCCUUGCUGAGCUUGGGAUGUCGUUGCCAGUGGAGGAUGCAGUACUCGAGGCCAUGUCGUCGAAAAAGGUUACAAUUUUCGAGCAGUCCUGCUACACACUAUUUGGUGAGUAUGUCUGCCGAAUGGCGGCCGAGUUGGGCAUGCAAUAUGGAAGGCGAUCCGAUUUCGUCUUGGAGCGAGCUAACCUCCUUUUGAAGGAAAAACGAGGGCCUAACAGAGCAAACAAAUUCCGAACCUAUAUUAGCCGGACUCGCCAGGAUGAGAUGCAGGGAAUGACAAAGGAAGAAAAGGUCAAAUUUAUGGAUAAGUGCUAUGCUGAGUACAUGCAAGGCACUACUACCGGUGAGGAACGAGAAGAACGAAUGCAAGAAGUCUAUGAGUACCUUCAAGACGACGUGGUGGGAGGGGGUUCCUCAAUCGUCGCACCAGAAGUUCGUUUUGAACGCUGGCGCGCGAUGAUUGAGCGUUUGCUUAACAUCAUCCGGCGCACCGACCCCGAAUUCGACGUCGCGGGCAUUAUGGUCUACUCGGGAGACAACCCCUCGGCACAUCAAAAGGAUGGGCUUUUUGUCAACUCGUCGUUUUUGAAGGACCUCUUUGAGCGCGAGGAAUAUCCGAUUAGAAAGUGGACUGAUAUCUUUGCCACAACCGUUCGGGCCGCUCGAUAUCAGCAGGAUUUGCGGCAAGUUUUAGAUAUCGACGGCAACCACGAAGGAAGCAAGGACGUGCCCGUUUCGGUGAACACCAGCCGAAAGACUUCAGGAAUGAGUUCAUCUUCUGAAAGGUAUGCACCUUCGAAGGAUAGUCAAAAGGAUUUCAAGCAGAUCUUUAUGGCCAAAUGGCAUGAGACCGUUCCGCGCCCAAAGAGUAAAAGAACAACAAUGCUGUUGACAACAUUUGCAAACUAUGCAGAGACGGAGAAGGUCGCACUCACUGGAUGGCCUUCACACAAGGUGGACACUCCCUUGGGCCCGAAUUUCGUAUCUGGCAAGCUAUCUCAUAAACAAUGGGCGUUGCUUGCAAAUUUGUUGGACUCGGGGAAGAUGAAGAUCAGUCCUUGGGAUCAAAAAUUUCUCCAAAUAUCGGAGGAUAAUGCCCAGUAUGGCGAAAUCCCUCUGGUUUCCAGUUCUAACGGCAAGGCGAUGGUUUUUGUGAAAGAUUCACAACAGUGGAUCAAUCAGUUCUGCAAGAUUCAAGCUGAUGGGAAGAGAGUGGCAGGGAAAAGGCACCAUGCUGAGGUAGAGGCUGAGGUAGAGGGGGAUGAAGGCACUCAAAACCUUCAAGGUCCAUCGUCUUGUCCAUCUUCCCCGCCAUUGAAGAAGCGAAAAGUCAGCUUUGUUACUCUUCCCAAGGCCAGCUUUUAUGACAACCAUCGUGGUGCCCCGAAAUCGUACAAGGUCAAUCCUCGUUUCCUUAACUCCACUUCCACCCCUUCGACUUCGAAACCAACUCCUCAAGUCACUAAGGAAACUGAAGCAUUUUUCUGCGCUGUUAAAGGUUCCUCGGCCUCCUCGUCUUUGAAACGUUCUUGA
Molecule: messenger RNA, 1725 nt
Organism: Laccaria bicolor S238N-H82
Lineage: Eukaryota; Fungi; Basidiomycota; Agaricomycetes; Agaricales; Hydnangiaceae
Exons: 6
Coding region: 1-1725 (574 amino acids)
Source: RefSeq, a predicted model, not a curated record